AUGUCGUCGUCCAAUCGUGUCAAGGUCACUCGCCAGUACGCCGAAGCCAACUGCACUACUCGCAACUUCCAUCACCCCGGCCAUGGUAUCUACUAUGAAGGACUCCCUCCCCCAGGAGCACCCUACUCAACAGGCUUGAUCGGCCCUGAUGCCGCAGCAUGGAAGGCCGAGAGCACCAAGGAGAAGCAGCAGGCCCGAUUCGAUGCUGCUGAAGCGCUGGUCCAACUGCAGCAAGCUCCUGUUGUGUACGCUCCGUCUGCGACAUCCUCAGAGCAGCCUCGACGCUCUCUUAUGCUGCGCAUUCGUACCGCUCGCUCUCUCAUGGGCCGUCUUCGAGUCCCAAAGACUCGCUUGGACGGGCAGACAGCCGAGCAGGAGCAGGUCGAUGCAUCAGACGACGCGGAUGGUACAGCUCCAGCUCCCCAAGAUCCUACUUCAAAUUCGCCCGCGCCAGCUCCCCCUUCAAGGACUCAGCGCUUCCCCAACAAGGUCAGCGAUCUCGCCAAGCGCGCCACUGGCCGCAAGCCUGACUCGACAUCUUCAACUUCAUCUCCCGAGCCAGGACGUGACACCAAGCGUCCUGCAUUUACCAGUCCCACCGGAGCACUUCCACCAUUGCGCUACAGCGACAAUGGCAGCCCGUACUUGGCGAACAAGUCUCGAGACAAGGUCAAGGAAGACCGCGAGACUCUUCCGGUCGACAGGUCGGGUGGUCCGAUGGUGUGGGAGGUCGAUGGUUACCCACCAGGCAUGACUCCGGCUGGUGCUUCAGGUCAGGGUGGGGGAGGCUCAAGUCGUGGAGUUGUGGGCCAGAGACGCGGUGAGGGAGAGAGUGAUGAGGGAAUGGAGGAUGGCGAGUCGAUGAGAGACAGUAAUGAUUCUUGA
Messenger RNA from Fulvia fulva, 885 nucleotides. RefSeq lists its product as uncharacterized. The record is from RefSeq and is a predicted model, not a curated record. Lineage: Eukaryota; Fungi; Ascomycota; Dothideomycetes; Mycosphaerellales; Mycosphaerellaceae. The transcript is spliced from 2 exons. Bases 1 to 885 code for a protein of 294 amino acids.